Molecule: messenger RNA, 606 nt
Organism: Beta vulgaris subsp. vulgaris (sugar beet)
Lineage: Eukaryota; Viridiplantae; Streptophyta; Magnoliopsida; Caryophyllales; Amaranthaceae
Product: peptidyl-prolyl cis-trans isomerase FKBP62-like
Exons: 3
Coding region: 1-606 (201 amino acids)
Molecular function (GO): protein binding
Source: RefSeq, a predicted model, not a curated record
AUGGCGUUGGGUGAUGGAGAAUCCAAGUAUGACCUCAUGUAUCUUCUAUUAGACUCAGCAGAUAUCAUGAAUAGUAUAGACGAAUUAAAAGGGGAACUGUGCCUUUAUCACUUUGACGAGCAUGAUUAUUCUUCAACUAGUUGGAUUCAGAGGAUUGAAUAUCUUGUUAAUCCUUUUGGUAUUUUCGAGUAUGCUCGAAGUUUGAAAAAUGAGGGUAGUUUCUUUUAUAGAAACAAUGACAUUAAGUUAGCCAGUGCACACUAUUUUCAAGCCAUCAAGUUCUUGUUUUUUGCGGAUGUUACUAAUGAGGAGGAAAAGUCUGUGUUUUUAAGCCUAGCUUUAUCUAUCAAUCUGAACUUGGCUGCGUGUUUUAUCAAGGAGAAGGAUUUUCAGAAAGUGGGUGAGUUGUGCUCUCUUGUUUUAAUGUAUGAUGCUACCAAUGCCAAAGCUUAUUUUAGGAGAGCUGUUGCAGCUUUGGAACUUAGCCAACCGGACAUAGCGUUAGUAGACCUCAUCCAAGCCCUUAAACUCCACCCAAAUAAUGGAGAAUUUCAACAAAUAAUGGAGAAUUUCAACAAAAAUUUAAUGAAGUAUCGUCAUUGUUAG